Messenger RNA from Calidris pugnax (ruff), 899 nucleotides. RefSeq names its product epithelial membrane protein 2 (gene EMP2). The coding region runs from base 193 to 696 and encodes 167 amino acids. Gene Ontology annotation, cellular component: plasma membrane. The record is from RefSeq and is a predicted model, not a curated record. The transcript has 5 exons. Lineage: Eukaryota; Metazoa; Chordata; Aves; Charadriiformes; Scolopacidae.
CGCCGCCGCCUCCUCCGCCGGCGGCCGAGGGGCACUUCUGAGCCUUAUUUUCUCUCCGCGCCCAGCCCGCUCUGACACCGCUCCUGCAGGAGGGCGGGCGGGAGGCAGCCGCCGCCGCCGCCAGACGGUCGCACCCGCUGCCCGCCGGCCCCGCGCCCAUUUAUCUCCGACUAGAGCCCCUACAGAUCAAGAAUGUUGAUUCUUCUGGCUUUCAUUAUUGUGUUCCACAUAACCUCAGCAGCGCUGCUGUUCAUCUCAACUAUUGACAAUGCCUGGUGGGUAGGAGAUAAUUUUUCUACAGAUGUCUGGAGAGUGUGUGCCACCAACACUAGCACCUGUAUGGCCAUUACGGAUCAAUUCCAAGAGUAUCAAUCAAUUCAGGCUGUUCAGGCUGCCAUGACCCUAUCUACUAUUUUCUGUUGUGUGGCAUUUCUGGUUUUCAUUCUCCAGCUCUUCCGCCUAAAGCAAGGAGAAAGAUUUGUGCUAACCUCUAUUAUCCAGCUCCUGUCAUGUCUGUGCGUUAUGAUUGCAGCUUCCAUUUAUACAGAUAGGCACGAAGAACUACACAAGAGCAAUGAAUAUAGGAUUGAAGUUACUCAAGGCCAAUACGGCUACUCCUUCGUCUUAGCCUGGAUUGCCUUUGCCUUCACCCUCAUCAGCGGCGUGAUGUACCUAGUAUUAAGGAAGCGUAAAUAAAUGUCAGCAGCUAGUUAUGUCUGUCACUACAGUACAAAACCAAACUCCAGUAACCAUUUUGUAUAUAAUCAUUUACAUGGUUUUGUAGUAAAGGUAUUGUUUCUCUAAAAAUGUACUGUGUUCUUGAUACAAAACAGAAUAAAAACCCCGGCAGGUUCACUGGGCUGCCUGGCACCUACAGGUCAGGGGCUGAGCAGGACAGA